Molecule: messenger RNA, 1529 nt
Organism: Sorex fumeus (smoky shrew)
Lineage: Eukaryota; Metazoa; Chordata; Mammalia; Eulipotyphla; Soricidae
Gene: UBR7
Product: ubiquitin protein ligase E3 component n-recognin 7
Exons: 12
Coding region: 37-1305 (422 amino acids)
Cellular component (GO): cytoplasm
Molecular function (GO): ubiquitin protein ligase activity; zinc ion binding
Source: RefSeq, a predicted model, not a curated record
GCGCGGCCGAGCGGCGGGUCCCGGUGACAGUUGAGGAUGGCCGGCGCCGAGGGGGCGGCGGGGCGGCCGUCGUCGGAGCUGGAGCCCGUCGUCUCGCUGGUCGAUGUGCUCGAGGAGGACGAGGAGCUGGAGAACGAGGCUUGCGCCGUCCUGGGCGGGAGCGACUCGGAGAAGUGCUCCUACUCGCAGGGCUCUGUCAAGAGGCAAGCCCUGUAUGCCUGUAGCACCUGUACCCCCGAAGGUGAAGAACCUGCAGGAAUUUGCCUGGCUUGCAGUUAUGAAUGCCACGGAAGUCACAAACUCUUUGAGCUCUACACAAAAAGGAAUUUUCGUUGUGAUUGUGGAAACAGCAAAUUUAAAAAUCUGGAAUGCAAAUUAUUUCCUGAGAAGGCGAAGAUAAAUUCUGGCAAUAAGUACAACGACAACUUCUUUGGACUGUACUGCACCUGCAAGAGGCCUUACCCCGACCCUGAGGAUGAGAUUCCAGACGAGAUGAUCCAGUGUGUGGUCUGCGAAGACUGGUUCCACGGCAGGCACCUGGGUGCGGCCCCGCCCGAGAGCGGGGACUUCCAGGAGAUGGUGUGCCAGGGCUGCAUGGAGCGCUGCUCCUUCCUGUGGGCCUACGCGCCACAGCUGGCAGUAAGCAGAGUUGCGGCAGAGGAUGAAGGGCUGGUGUCAGGUGACCAGGAAGUCACCACACCUGAAAACGGAGCUCACCAGGAUGAGAGCCGCAAAGAGGAAACUGCAGGUCAAGGGAAGGAGUCCGUGAAGGAAACGAAAGCCGAGCGGACUAAUGAACCAGGUGCCAGCUCCAGCUCAGAGUCUGGCCUCCAGGCAGCAUCGCAGAAGCAUCUCCACCCCGAGGCCCCGGCUCCGUCCGGCUGCAGACUUCGGGACCUUCAAGCCCAGCGGCCGGCGCAGAGGGACACGGCCACCUACUGGCCCCCAAACUGGCGGAGCAAGCUGUGUGCCUGCAAAGACUGCCUGAAGAUGUACAGUGGUCUGGACGUGCUGUUCCUGACGGAUGAGUACGACACGGUCCUGGCGUACGAAAACAAGGGCAAGGUUGACCAGGCCACCGAGCAGAGAGACCCGCUGAUGGACACCCUGAGCAGCAUGAACAGGGUCCAGCAAGUGGAGCUGAUCUGUGAGUACAAUGACUUGAAGACGGAACUUAAGGACUAUCUCAAGAGAUUCGCUGAUGAGGGCACGGUGGUGAAGAGGGAGGACAUCCAGCAGUUCUUUGAAGAGUUCCAGUCCAAGAAGAGAAGGCGGGUCGACGGGCUGCAGUAUUACUGCAGCUAGAGUGUGCCCGCGCCUCCUCCCUUGGCCGUGCAGGUGCCCCCGGCAGCUCUGCAAUGGAAGAGGCACUUGGCACGGCUGUCCUCCUUCGUGGGGGGCGGGGGGCUCCCUCCCGAGACUCUCUGCCCCCCACCCCACCCCUCCUUCCUGCCCCUCAGCCACAUCGCCCCCUGACCCCGCUAACUGUAACUCAUCCCAGACUCCAGCCCACCCCGGGGCAUUUGCAU